Messenger RNA from Oncorhynchus kisutch (coho salmon), 5260 nucleotides. Its product is annotated as diacylglycerol kinase delta. Gene Ontology annotation, biological process: phospholipase C-activating G protein-coupled receptor signaling pathway. The record is from RefSeq and is a predicted model, not a curated record. Lineage: Eukaryota; Metazoa; Chordata; Actinopteri; Salmoniformes; Salmonidae. Gene Ontology annotation, molecular function: ATP-dependent diacylglycerol kinase activity. Gene Ontology annotation, cellular component: plasma membrane. The coding region runs from base 107 to 3055 and encodes 982 amino acids. The transcript is spliced from 26 exons.
GAGAGAGAGAGAGAGAGAGAGAGAAAAAAAGUGACAGAGAAAGUGGCAGAGAGAAAGUGGCAGAGAGAAAGUGGCAGAGAGAGAGAGAGACAGAGAGCCAGCCAUCAUGCCAAGGUUCUGUCCUGCUGGUGUGUGUUGUCUGUCCCCCCAGCUGUUCCUCUCUGAGGGGGGUGAUCAUCAACUCAGCCACUCAGACAAACUGGAGACCAGCUACCCUGAGAAAUCACAGCGCUACCACACACAGAAAAGUGUGAAGGAGGGGAUUCUAUUGAAACAGACUAGCUCAUUCCAGAGAUGGAAAAGGAGGUUCUUCAAAUUGAGAGGAAGGACACUUUACUAUGCCAAAGACUCAAAGUCUCUGAUAUUUGACGAGGUGGACCUAUCAGACGCCAGCGUGGCCGAGACCAGCACCAAGAACAUCAACAACAGCUUUACGGUGAUCACUCCGUUCAGGAAGCUGAUGCUAUGUGCAGAGAGCAGGAAGGAGAUGGAGGAUUGGAUUGGUGCUCUGAAGUCUGUACAGAAAUGGGAGACUUACGAGACCAGUCUAUUUAAUAUGGAACAUUUCUCUGGGAUGCAUAACUGGUAUGCCUGUUCCCACGCCAGACCCACCUUCUGUAACGUCUGCAGAGAGGCCCUCUCCGGAGUCACCUCACACGGACUGUCCUGUGAAGUGUGUAAGUUCAAGGCCCAUAAGCGCUGUGCAGUGCGCUCCACCAACACCUGUAAAUGGACCACGCUGGCCUCCAUAGGAAAUGACAUCAUGGAGGAUGAGGAUGGGGUGUCCAUGCCUCACCAGUGGUUAGAAGGGAACCUGCCGGUCAGUGCUAAGUGUGUGGUGUGUGAUCGUAACUGUGGCAGUGUCAGGAGACUGCAGGACUGGAGGUGUCUAUGGUGCACAGCUAUUGUCCACAGCAGCUGUAAAGAGCAGAUGGGAAAGGUGUGUCCUCUGGGUCAGUGUCGCGUCUCAAUCAUCCCUCCUACAGCUCUCAACAGUAUCAACUCUGACGGCUUCUGGAAGGCCACCUCUCCCUCCUGCACCUCUCCUCUCCUGGUCCUCUGUAACUCUAAGAGUGGAGACAACCAAGGAGUUAAGUUCCUGAGGAAGUUUAAACAGCUCCUCAACCCUGCACAGGUCUUUGACUUAAUGAAUGGAGGGCCUCAGCUGGGUCUGCGUGUGUUCCAGAAGUUUGCCACGUUUCGUAUCUUGGUGUGCGGAGGAGAUGGCAGUGUUGGUUGGGUGCUGUCUGCACUGGACAAACUAAACCUGCACAAACAGUGCCAGCUAGGUGUGCUCCCCCUGGGGACAGGUAAUGACCUAGCCAGGGUGCUGGGCUGGGGAGCGCUGUGUGACGAUGACACUCAGCUGCUACAGAUCGUGGAGAAGCUGGAGAGAGCCACCACCAAGAUGCUGGACAGGUGGAGUGUGAUGACAUACGAGCUUCCCACCAAACACUGUCCAAUGGUGAAGGAAGAGUAUUUUAGUCCCGACUCACCCUUACAGGUCCACAUCACUCAGUAUGCAGACUCUGUGGCCUCCCACCUCACCAAAAUCCUGGACUCGGACAAACCCACUGAUGUCAUAUCCUCUGCCAAGUACGUGCACUGCAUGCUGGGCUGCGGGGUGGUUAGGAGGGAGGGAGGGAGAGGGAUGGAGAGAGGGAGGGAGGGAUCAUGUCUGAAUAUCCUGGGGAUGUCUGGAAUGAAGGAGGAGGGAAGAGAGAACAGUGAGGAGCUGACAGAGCCAGAACCCGUGAGUCACAUCAGUUUGAGUCCCACGAGUUCCUCUAGCAUCGUCUUGGAGAAACCAGAGAGUCUCAGCCCUCCAUCCUUUAACGAGGAUCAGUGUUCAGAGAAAUGUGUACUGAACAAUUACUUUGGGAUCGGUCUGGAUGCUAAGAUCUCCCUGGAGUUUAACAACAAGAGAGAUGAACAUCCAAAGAAAUGCAGUAGUCGUACUAAGAACAAGUUGUGGUAUGGGGUGAUGGGAACCAAGGAGCUGGUGCAUAAGACGUAUAAGAACCUGGAGCAACGGGUACUGUUGGAGUGUGAUGGUGUCUCUAUAUGUCUGCCCAGUCUUCAGGGACUAGCUGUUCUCAACAUCUCCAGCUAUGCAGGAGGAAUCAACUUCUGGGGUGGCACCAAAGAGGACAGCAACUUUGGCGCCCCGUCAUUUGACGAUAAGAAGCUGGAGGUGGUGGCUGUGUUUGGCAGCAUGCAGAUGGCUGUGUCCAGAGUCAUCAACAUCCAACACCACCGCAUCGCACAGUGUCGUCAGGUAAAGAUCACUAUCCUAGGAGACGAGGGGGUACCAGUACAGGUGGAUGGAGAAGCAUGGAUUCAGCCCCCAGGGAUAGUCAAGAUCACACACAAGAACAGAGCUCAGAUGCUAACCAGAGACAGGAACUUUGAGAGGACUCUGACGUCAUGGGAGGACAAGAGGAAGAUUGACAGCUACCAUUCCUCCAGGCCCCGCCUCAACUCUCAGCAGUCUAUGGAAUACCUCACAGAGGAGGAGUGUGCUCAAGUACAGCAGCUGGGCCUGGUGGCAGACAUGCUCAUCACUAGGAUAAGAGAUGCGGCUAAGACACACAAGCUGGUGGAACAGGAGUUAGCUCAUGCUGUCAACGCCAGUGCCCUGGUCCUCAGUGAAGCCUUCCCCUCCAAGCCGUCCAGCCCUGAGUGUCUGAGUCGCAGUACAGCAGUGGAGAUCGUGAACAGCAGUAGAGUCCUUCAGCUGGAGACCACGAUGCUGCUGGAGGGGAAACUACUGGUGGAUUCUCCCCAGGAAGAGGAGCUCCUCUCUACUCUCAGCAGUCUGAGCGCUGAACUCCACAAGCUGGACGACAUACACUGGAUCUGCCCUGCCAUGCACUGCUCUGAGGAGGUGGCUGACACUGUGAGGGUGAGCAGUAAGAGCAGUAUUAAGAUGAAGAUGAUGCCCAAGGUGAAGAGGGAGAGAGAGAAGCUCCACAAGCAGAAGUCCAAUAGCUCUCUGUCAGGAUCUUGGGAUAUUAAAGGUGGCGCAAAUGAGAUGGCUCCUUCAGGCAAUUGAGGAACUUAAACUCAAAGGCUUAACAAGGUACACCCAUCACCAUGGCAGCCCGGGGAGGCGAGGGGUGUCACCCUCUUCUUCCUAUGGGACGUGGGCUUUACCUACCGAGGGGUGAGAAGUACAAAAUGAUUCCACGACCCUCCCGCCUUUCAGCUAACACCUCCCCCUUGACUCUCGAUGUUCUCCAUUUUGAAAUUAGGGAGGAGUUGUUUUUAACUAAGGGGUGUUGCUUUGCAUCCUUUCACCAUUUGGGUUCCUGUUAUUGGUUCUAUUUGGCCUGUUGACCCAGGAGGUGGGCGUGGCUUUUUGAGAUGAAAGCAGAGAAGGAGGAGAGACGCUCUCUUAGCAACUUGUUUCCUUGACGACGCAAUGUGUUUACGUAGGCGGAGCUCUCCUUUGCAUGACAUGAGCAGCCAUUUUGUUUUUAUUUUUUAAAUAACUCCUUUUUUUGGCCAGGCGUUUACACUACCCUUCCUCUUUUCUCUCUUUUUUUGUAAUCUUUAUUGACUUUCGUGAUAGAGGACUUUUUAGUUUCCUUGAGAAAUCUGAAGUCUGAAGACGACUUUGCUUUCUGUUCCUAUCGCCGUAAAGAACAACAAAAAUACAAAUGAACAACAAUGUAAACAACAUCUCAAAUGAUUAGCUGGAGACUCAUAAAUGUAAAACAAAAAAUAGACUAUUGACGAAUGUACUACAUGUGUGCGUAUUACCUUGUGAAUAAGAUUUGAUUUGAUUUGAUUUGAUAUUACCUUGUGAAUAUUCAUAUUACGGUGUGAAUAUUUGUUCUACCGUGUGAAUAUUCAUAUUACGGCGUGAAUAUUCAUAAGGUAGUAUGACUGGCCUGAUGUCUCCCUCCCUGCAUGCCUUCCACUCUUCACAAUCCUAUGAGAUGGAAGAAGUAGCCCAGUAGACACUGAUCUAAGGUCAAGAUUAGAAUUAGAAAUCUGAUCCUAGAUCUGUGGUUAGGACAAACAUUCACCAUGAGCUUAUACAUUCCCUAAUGGUCACGAUUGAAUGUGUGUAUAUAUAUAUAUAAUAACGUAAUAAAAAUAUUUUUUUAAGUUUAUAGAAGUGUCUUCAGAUAAGGCGCUACCCAAUUUCUACAAGAGAAUAUAUAUAUAUAUAUGUGUAUAUAUAUAUGUGUAUAUAUAUGUGUAUAUAUAUAUGUGUAUAUAUAUAUGUGUAUAUAUAUGUGUAUAUAUAUGUGUAUAUAUAUGUGUAUAUAUAUGUGUAUAUAUAUGUGUAUAUAUAUAUGUGUAUAUAUGUGUAUAUAUAUGUGUAUAUAUAUGUGUAUAUAUAUGUGUAUAUAUAUGUGUAUGUAUAUAUGUGUAUAUAUAUGUGUAUAUAUAUGUGUAUAUAUAUGUGUAUAUAUAUGUGUAUAUAUGUGUGUAUAUAUAUGUGUAUAUGUGUAUAUAUAUAUGUGUAUAUAUGUGUAUAUAUAUGUGUGUAUAUAUGUGUGUAUAUAUGUGUAUAUAUAUGUGUAUAUAUGUGUAUAUAUGUGUAUAUAUAUGUGUAUAUAUAUGUGUAUAUAUAUAUGUGUAUAUAUGUGUAUAUAUAUGUGUGUAUAUAUGUGUGUAUAUAUGUGUAUAUAUAUGUGUAUAUAUGUGUAUAUAUAUGUGUAUAUAUAUGUGUAUAUAUAUAUGUGUAUAUAUAUGUGUAUAUAUAUGUGUAUAUAUAUGUGUAUAUAUAUGUGUAUAUAUAUGUGUAUAUAUAUAUGUGUAUAUAUGUGUGUAUAUAUAUGUGUAUAUAUGUGUAUAUAUAUAUGUGUAUAUAUAUGUGUAUAUAUAUAAGACACUUCUAUAAACUUUUAUUUUUUUUAUUACGUUAUUAAUAUGAAGAAUAAAUUCAUAAAUAAUAAUAAAUUAGGAAAUGGAUACAACAUUUAUUACAACAUCCUGUAAUAUCUUGAACAUUUAUUUAAUCAAUUUAAUGCUGAACAAACUUGAAAUAAUGAUGUUUAUAGUCAAUCAGAUAAACUGUUAGCUAUAUGAAUGUGCUACUGUACCAUUAGCAUGCUGCUGUUAGAGGCUUUAAUGAGGUACCUUUACAUAUGUGGAAAGUUUCUUACCAGGCGCACUGGUUUAAAAUGACAUAUGACGAUUGUGUGCAAACGACACUGUGUGUGUGUUGUUAGAGUUUACUGUAUGUUGCCUUGCACUUUACAAAGCGAAACUUAAAGAACACAUGUGUGUGUUGUAAAGUGCC